Rhea pennata is the source of this 3846-nucleotide messenger RNA. It is a transcript of the gene CD99, whose product is annotated as CD99 molecule (Xg blood group). Gene Ontology annotation, biological process: T cell extravasation; homotypic cell-cell adhesion; positive regulation of neutrophil extravasation. The transcript is spliced from 11 exons. The record is from RefSeq and is a predicted model, not a curated record. Bases 82 to 645 code for a protein of 187 amino acids. NCBI's taxonomy places the organism in Eukaryota, Metazoa, Chordata, Aves, Rheiformes, Rheidae. Gene Ontology annotation, cellular component: plasma membrane.
CGGGCGCCUCCCGCCCCUCUCCCCCGCCCCCGCGGCUGGGCUCGGCGGGCAGCGGGGCAGACGGCGGCGGAGCGCGCAGCCAUGCUGCGCCGCGGGCUCCUUCUCCUGCUUUCGCUGCUCUGUGUCCUGGGCCAAGACGGCAACUUUGAUGACUUCAGCUUAGAACAUGCACUCGAACCUACAAAGAAACCUUCUGUGUCUCAGAAGCCACCAACUCAUCACGAUGACUUUAGUUUGGAAGAUGCUGUUCUUCCUGGGGAUCCCAAGCAAGAUUCACCUACACGUCCUGGAGACCCUGAUAACCCCAGACAAGGUUCACCUGCUCAUCCUAGAGACACUGGCAGCAUUGAUGAUUCAGAUCUAUACGAUAGCACUUUACCAAGAGGACGAGAUGGUGGCGGCAGCGAUGGACGAAAGGACUCAAAUCCAAAUAAUGGUGGAGAAUCUGAGGCUUCCCAGGGAGCAGUAGCUGGAAUUGUAAGUGCUGUGGUUGCUACUGUGAUUGGAGCGGUAUCUAGCUUCAUUGCUUACCAGAAGAAGAAACUCUGUUUCAAACAAAGCGCAGAUGAAGAGAAUGUGAAUAUGGAAAGCCAUCGUGGAGCACAAUCUGAGCCACCUGUACAGCGCACGCUUCUGGAGAACUAAAUCAAGGAAAACAUGGUGAAGAACAGACCAUUAAAACUGGAUUGAGAGCCUGCUUUCUACCUGAAAAAAAAAGAAAGAAAAUAAAACCAUAAAGUAUAAUGUAAACAGCAGAGUCUGAAGAUGAAUGAGAAAAUAGUCCUUGCUUGAGGCAUCUUUGGGAGUGUGCCUGAGUACUUCUGUAUGGUUAGUCCUGUGAAGCAGUGUUGCACACUGAUAUUUGGCCUUAAUGACAGGAGUGUAGAAAUAUGUUGUGCCUUUACAUUUUUUCCUUUAUUCUUUUUGACAAAUGGGUGUGUCUCAAGUGCAUUCAGUAUGUUUAACUUUCCCUCACCUCUCCAAAAACAAUAAACAAUUAAUGUUUUGUUAUGCCAUUACUUUUAGGCAGUGCAAGCCUUUUUUAAUAUCCUGUACAAAAUGAAUGUACCAAGAAGACUUUCUUACAUCUUCACUUAAAGUGAAGAACAUUAAAAAAAAAAAAAAAAAAAGAAAGAAAAAAAGAAAAAGAAAAGAAAGAAAGAAAGAAAAGAACUUGGUAUAUAUUGUGGACACCUGACAGCAAAAAUACUACCUAGGAAAGAACAUACAUGUGUUGGAUAAUAAGGUUCACUGUGUUUGGAUACGAUAAUGCAUCUUAAUGUGGAUGCUGUUUAUAUGAUUUGUUUAGCUGCCUGGGUCAGCCACUAGGGAAAAGAUACAUGUUCUUCAGCAUCUAAGAAACAAAAAUUUAGAUUUUUUUUUUUCCUUCAUUGCAUCUGUCUGGUACAGAUUCAAAACAUCCAAACUAGUACAUACAGAUCCUUCAGCCUUUAUGGCUCUUCUUUCUGCUUAGCAAGUACUGAGCUAUUUAGAUGUAAAAAAGCCUGAUUUACAAAUGAAAAAUAUUUGAAUUUUGUACAUCAUGUGAGAUUGAUACUUGGCAAUUGUCUGAACGGUUUUGAAUGAAGUACUGGGAAGUGGAGAUUAGCAUCUUCAGGCUUACCUUACCAGAAAUUUAGCAGCACUAAGAAAGCAGAAACAGUACUACAACUUGGAAGAUCAUAAUACCAAGACUGACGACAACCCAACCUAACUCUACAAGCAUCCACUGGACAGCAUAAAUAACAAACGUGAUGAGUACUUUUGGACUUGUAAAGGAUUGCCGUCAGGAAGAAAGAGGCUAUGGCUGCAUCCUCGACUGAAAUCACUUAGGAGCUUUGCUAUACCUCUUGAAAGCCACAAAAAAGUUUCCAGUAUCUGCAGAAACAUGGAAAACUGCUCACCUGUAACAGUCAAAGGACUGAGUCUGGAAUAAUAACUAGUGGUGUGUGAAAGCAAUAGCCUGACCAGUUCUGUUGGCUUUCAUUCUAACUGUUUCCAAUUUUCAUGCAGUUUUACAGUAUGUAUCUUAGUAAUGUGCUUUAGCCACUUUGCAAAGUUAUAGAGAAAGAUGACAUUGCAUGGAACAUCCAGGAAAUCAUUAUCACUUUGGAUUUUAAACCUUUAAAUAUCUACAUUCAAAUAUAAAUGUAUGUCAAGGGUAAUUCAAGAAUUUGUUACAUGUGUUUCUUGGCUUACCGCAAAUCUUUACACCAGUUUUAGUCUUUUGUUAUGGAAUUAAUUUGUAAACCUAUUUUUCCCCAUUUUAUUUUUAGCAUAAAAAAUGCUAAAACCUUUAAGUAUAUUCAAGGGUGGAGAAGUGAUUUAUAUGUAAAACGUUUGAUAUAUGUAAAUACCAACAAAGGAAAUGUACUGUUUACCUGUAUGAAUGAACAGCUAUCUCAUAUCAAUGCCAAAUGCAGAGAAAACAGAAAUAGGGCAGUGUUUGUCAGGGACAGAAGUAGGGAUGGGGGGGAGCUUCAACUAGCUUUUAGCUAACCAGACUCUUGAAUCCUUCUUCAGCUUUUGCAAGCCAAAAAAACUAUUCACUAAACCCUCCUACCAAAAUUGUGAUUUUUAAAAAAUAAAUUAAAAAAAAAGAAAAAAUAAAAUGUUUAAGUAUUUUGCUUUUUAGUGGCUCUAGAAAUAAAAAAGUUGGGGGCUGUACCAGAGAAGUUGUCUUCAAUGGGAGAUUCUUGCUCUUCCAUCAGCAAAACAGAUUUAUUUUUUACGAAGUCUCAAUCAAAUGAGAAGGAAGUUGGCCAGUAGCCACAAAGCCACAAGUGCUUUCACAGAGUGUUUACAAUAUGAAGUGCCUCGGAGGACAUCUUCUAUGUGAAUGACAAAAACAACCAAAACACUUAGAUUUUGUAACACAAAAUAAAAUGGAAAAUACAUGCAGAAAUAGUGCUUGGUCUAGACAUACAAAAAUGGCAAAGAGAAGGGUGUUUGUGUUCCCCAUCCAGAUAUUGGUGCCUUUAGGAGCAGACACCCUUGCAGUGAUUCUUGUGUCCUUUACACCCUUUGACGUGAGAGGACCAAGCCCAAAUGAGAUGGCAGUGCAGUGGUUGCCAACUGGCUAAAUAGUAACAAACUUGCUGAAUUUUUCAGUAUAAACGGACAUAGAUUGCUGUGUGAAAUUUAGGCACAGCUACCUUCUCCUCCACAAAGCAGCCAAACCUAAAGAUGAUGCUUGGAGGGAAGGUAUAUCAUAAGGCUGAUAUGAGCAGCCCUCUCCUCUUACUUUGUCCUUUUAUGGCUUUGGAGGCUGGAAUUGUCCCAGAAGGACAGAAGAUUGGCUGCUGCCUCCUAGAGAGGAACAAGUAAAGAGGAGAGCUGAAAGGCUUUAAAUCUCAGGCUAGUCUCUUGUUACGAGAAAGAAACCGCUGUUUUGUGGGCUUCUGUUAGCCAUCUGUGGCUAACACCUAGGAGUUCACUAUUUUUUCAGGUACUAGAGUGUUAACCGGAAUAUAUCACUAAAUGCCACACCACUCUACCAUUUGAAACUUCGAUCUCUUGUCUUCCUAGCCAGAUUGCUAUUGCAUUGCCUAGCUAAAUAUCCUCAUUCAUUAGUUCUCACAUUUACUGCGUCAAAGAACAUCAGUCAACAAUUCGUUCUCACCCCACUGAACUAUAUUCGUGGUCAUCUUCCACAGAUCAGCUGCUGCCCGUCAUGGCCUUGUGUGUUCUCUGUGAAUCACAGAGAAUUUGGGAAUUAGUCCUGGUUUUGAGAUGGGUUUCAAUUAGAAAGUGCAGUGGAAUGAAAAAAAUACUGCUCUUUCCAGGCCCAAACUAUAAGUUUCACUCCUGUGAAGUACCUUCACCAUUAAAAUAAAUGAGUUUAAA